This is a messenger RNA of Physella acuta, 5468 nucleotides long. RefSeq lists its product as uncharacterized. NCBI's taxonomy places the organism in Eukaryota, Metazoa, Mollusca, Gastropoda, Physidae. Gene Ontology annotation, cellular component: actomyosin contractile ring. The record is from RefSeq and is a predicted model, not a curated record. Gene Ontology annotation, biological process: mitotic cytokinesis; actomyosin contractile ring assembly; septin ring organization.
AUACUUUAACAGUUAGGCCGAAGUUGCUGGCAACCAAGAAUACGAAUGGUUGUUUCGUGAACAAAUGCAGCAAUAGUGAAAUAAAACAUUAGCGUUUUAUGUCCACAGUUGCUGUUUAGUUUAGAAACAUUUGUGUUGAUGGGAAAGCUGAUGCUGUGAAGGAUGAAACCUAAGCAUAGCACUUCCAGCAAACUAGGGAAACCAUUCCAAAUUCUUCACCCAGUUGCAAAGGUUGUACGCAAGAAAAAAUGUCAACAACAGCAACUUAAAAAAAGAGUACGAUUUAAUUUGAAUGUGAAAGUUUCAUCUUCUGAAAAUAAAUUAUAUGUCCAGCCCUUAAAGAUGUGUACUGAGGAUUUAACACUAGGAUGUAACUUUUAUUCAGAAGGGAAAAGUCAAAGUAGCACAGAGCUAUCAGCAAGGCCUUCAACUUCAAAUAGCCUUUUCAGAUCAAUAAGUUGUUGUCCAUUAAACCAAAAUUUGCAAUUUGAGCUAAAAGUUUCUAAUUUAAGAAAACUGAAUGGAGGCAUUGGCCUCGGGGACUGCUGCUUUUCAUUUCACUUUCCCAAAGUUCAGCCAAGAAAAGGAAUUUUAAAAUACUAUAAACAAGACGACAUGAUAGCAAAGAAAGAAUACAAUGAGAGAAGAUUGAUGGAGGAAUACAAUGAGGCAAAUGGCCUGAGUUUGGUCCCCUCCAGUGUGGAAGAAACAGAAGUACCUGUGUGUAAAAUGUGGGGCCAUCCAGGCAUUGUAGUCUCCUCCCAUAGGAUGUCAGCCAUGAGACAGGGCUCAUGUGAAGAUCUGGCCAAGUGGAUUAGAGCUCUUGAAAUCUCACCCACCCAGCUCAACUUACAGGCAUUGCUUCAGCAAAACCCAGCACUUGAGCUCUCCCAACACAGUCAGCCAGUUCAAAUGGAGGAAAUGUAUCCACUGGAUGCCUCAGUCAUAGCCAACAACUGUAACAAUAAUUCCAUUUGGUAUCCCAGUCAGCAAACAACCCAUACAAUACAAGCUCAAAGCAUUAGCAAUCAGGUUGACCACAACAACAAAAAUCAGGCUGACCACAACAGCAACAACCAGGCUGACCACAACAGCAACAAUCAGGCUGACCACAACAGCAACAAUCAGGCUGACCACAACAGCAACAAUCAGGCUGACCACAACAGCAACAAUCAGGCUGACCACAACAGCAACAAUCAGGCUGACCACAACAGCAACAAUCAGGCUGACCACAACAGCAACAAUCAAGCUGACCACAACAGCAACAAUCAGGCUGACCACAACAGCAACAAUCAGGCUGACCACAACAGCAACAACCAGGCUGACCACAACAGCAACAAUCAGGCUGACCACAACAGCAACAAUCAGGCUGACCACAACAGCAACAAUCAGGCUGACCACAACAGCAACAAUCAGGCUGACCACAACAGCAACAAUCAAGCUGACCACAACAGCAACAACCAGGCUGACCACAACAGCAACAAUCAGGCUGACCACAACAGCAACAAUCAGGCUGACCACAACAGCAACAAUCAGGCUGACCACAACAGCAACAAUCAGGCUGACCACAACAGCAACAAUCAGGCUGACUACAACAGCAACAAUCAAGCUGACCACAACAGCAACAACCAGGCUGACCACAACAGCAACAAUCAGGCUGACCACAACAGCAACAACCAGGCUGACCACAACAGCAACAAUCAAGCUGACCACAACAGCAACAACCAGGCUGACCACAACAGCAACAACCAGGCUGACCACAACAGCAACAAUCAGGCUGAUCAGAAUGUCACCAGCAAAUAUUUGCAGAAUGCCAGCAAAGAAUCCUGUGCAGCCAAGUCUGAAGAAAGAAGAAGCUGUAUAUUUAUAAACAAUGCAGUUGGGCAUCAAGUCAGCCUUUCACCUGACCAGUGUGAAAAAUCUUCAGCCAACCAGGCAGUAGUGAGCAGAGUCACGCCAUCUAAGUCUUCAGCAUGUGUCAGUCAGCUUGACUGUGCCAUCCCCCUCACAAGUCAUGAGUCCAGCUGCUCACAAGUUGUGCGUCCAGCUGUAACCCAGAUGGCUAGUGUUCUUCUACCCUGCCCUGUCCUCAACUGUGGCAAGGUUUUUUCCCACCAGGCCCUACUAGAUGACCAUCUGACCAGCCUGCAGCACUCGCCAUGCAGCCCAUUGGCUACUCUAGUCAAUGCAGCAGUCACUAGCAGGGGAGGCUACCUCUGUCCUUCAUGUGGUCAACUAUUUUUGGAUGAGAAAGCUUGCCUAGAGCACAUGCUGCAGCUGGGCCACUCAGCCCUUCUCUCCCCUGUCCACUACUCAGUCUUCACCUGCCCACAGUGUUUGUGCUUCUUCUCCAGCCUCAGCCACGCCCUCCAGCACAUGGACAAUUUAGCACACCAUAGUCCGGCCUUUGUUUUUAAAGAAAGCAGAGAGCAGUUCAACUCAGCAGCACCGAUCCCUGUCCCCUCCCGCUUGAUGCUGGAGCUGCUAGCCAGGUGCCAGCAGGUUCCAUUUGUUAUGUCCUGCCAGAACUGUGCUUGUGGCAUAGAAACAGCUGAGCAGCUCAACUCCCACCUGGCUGACAAACAUCUAGUGGUCUCCAAGUGCAGCAGGCUGGUGAGGGAUGUAUUCUCGGAGCUUCUGACAGACCAGGCGUGUGCUGAGUGCCACCAGUACAUCUAUCAGGGAGUACCAGCUUCAGGGCUGAGCAUUCAUCUGGACUGUCCUCUCCAAGGACCAGUACUGACUCUACCAGCCAGAAGUCUCAAGACUUUUAUCCUCCACUGUGGCAUCACUGGCAUCACCACUGCUUGUGAGACAAGCCACUCCAUGUUUCGUACCACUGGCUCUUCCUGUUCAGCCACUAACAUCCAACACACCUCAGGGGCUGCUACAGCUCUUUUUUCCUCUUACAUACCAGCAUCCUCCAAAUCCAGCUGCCCUCUCCCUUCUGCCUCCAUAAAAGUUGAGGGUGGGCCUCACUCUAGCCUAUCAAAACUAGUACAGUCUCAUGGCAACUCUUCUUCACGCCAAGUCAAACCUCCAGAGGGCCCCAUGUUGAGCAAUCCAGAGGGCCCCAUGUUGAGCAAUCCAGAGGGCCCCAUGUUGAGCAAUCCAGAGGGCCCCAUGUUGAGCAAUCCAGAGGGCCCCAUGUUGAGCAAUCCAGAGGGCCCCAUGUUGAGCAAUCCAGAGGGCCCCAUGUUGAGCAAUCCAGAGGGCCCCAUGUUGAGCAAUCCAGAGGGCCCCAUGUUGAGCAAUCCAGAGGGCCCCAUGUUGAGCAAUCCAGAGGGCCCCAUGCUGAGCAAUCCAGAGGGCCCCAUGUUGAGCAAUCCAGAGGGCCCCAUGUUGAGCAAUCCAGAGGGCCCAAGGAGCAUUGUGAAGGCUAGAUACCAGUGCUGUAUAUUUGACGGAGACUCUGACUCUAGCUUGGAUUCUGAUUUCAGUGAAAAUGUUUCAUUCAAAGCACAUGUCAAAUCAAGCAAACGCCCUGGUUUGUAUAGAGCUGGUCAGAAAGUCCCCCAUACCAACCAAGUGACCAAACGUAAACGAGGCAGUACCAACACUGGCUCUGGUCCAGUGCUAUCCAAAAGAGCUAAGCUUGAAAUAGUUCCGGUCAGCAAAGUCAUCAAGACUAGGUUGACCAAAGCUGACCCCGAAACUGUGACCUCUAGAUACAUGCUAGCUGACCCCAAAGCUAUGGAAUCUAGGUAUAUGCUAGCUGACCCCAAAGCUAUGGAAUCUAGGUAUAUGCUAGCUGACCCCAAAGCUAUGGAAUCUAGGUAUAUGCUAGCUGACCCCAAAGCUAUGGAGGCUACAUACAUGCUAGCUAACCUCACAGCUAUGGAAUCUAUGUAUAUGCUAGCUGACUCCAAAGCUAUGGAAUCUAUGUUUAUGCUAGCUGACCCCAAAGCUAUGGAAUCUAUGUAUAUGCUAGCUGACCCCAAAGCUAUGGAAUCUAGGUAUAUGCUAGCUGACCCCAAAGCUAUGGAAUCUAGGUAUAUGCUAGCUGACCCCAAAGCUAUGGAAUCUAGGUAUAUGCUAGCUGACCCCAAAGCUAUGGAAUCUAGGUAUAUGCUAGCUGACCCCAAAGCUAUGGAAUCUAGGUAUAUGCUAGCUGACCCCAAAGCUAUGGAAUCUAGGUAUAUGCUAGCUGACCCCAAAGCUAUGGAAUCUAGGUAUAUGCUAGCUGACCCCACAGCUAUGGAAUCUAGGUAUAUGCUAGCUGACCCCACAGCUAUGGAAUCUAGGUAUAUGCUAGCUGACCCCACAGCUAUGGAAUUUGGCCUGAAUUCAGACAAGACACUGUCCAACACCAGUGAUGAAAGCUGUCUACCAAAAGCUGAGAGAGCAAGCACUAAAAGUCUUCUCAUCUCAGUUGCCAGUCUACCUAAGUCUGCUUGUACUGGCCAGCGCAAGAUGUCACUGCGUAGAAAGUUGAUUGAGAAAAAAACCAGCAGGUAUUCAAAGGUUUAUGAGACCAGGUACAAGUGCUCCAGGUGUGUGACACCUGCUGUGUGGAGACCUCACAGACAGCAGACCCACUCCCCCCACCUGGCUUCAUCUCUCAUAGGAAGGCUGCAAAGACAGCCGCCCUUGCUCAUCACCCCCUCCCUGAACCUCCAUCUAACUCGUCCCCUCAAAAGAAAUGAAAGGACCACAGUGAAAAGAUAUACACACUACAAGUUGAUUUCUCCUGAGGUGAAGUACCUGGCCCAGAUGAGGUGCAUCAUAUUUGCUGAUCUAGAGAAUGUCAUGGUUUUCAACCAUUUGAUUGGCCCCCUACAGCCAGCCACAUACAUUUGGGGUUUCAUCUGUGCUAGACCCAAAACACCUUUUCAUCUAGAAAGUUAUUACCACAAGUUCCCUGUCUACAAUGAGCUGAAAGAGGCAAACUGUGUCCACAUCUCUACAGAGAUUGGCACUAGCAAAGAUGCAGCAGAUAUUGCCAUGACUUUAACUAUGGGCAAGCUUGAUGACAGACUUCCAACUCACAUCCCAUUCUUCAUUGUCUCAGAGGACAGAGGCUUUAGGGAGGUUGUCAACCAGCUCAAGCAGAGGGUUGUCAGGGUUGUCUCACACAGGAGGGGCAUCUUGCCCAUCAGAGACUUCCGUGUCUGACACUUUCAGAAUGUGACACUGUCAGAGUGACAUUGUCUGACGUGCUGUGACACUGACAGAAUAGACAUGUUACUGGGUCCAGUCUAAUGUAACUAUUGGACACAUACAAACAUGAGAGCAAGUCAAGCUGAUGUGUAGCUGGUUGGAUGACAUCCCAUAAUGUAACUAUUGGACACAUACAAACAUGAGAGAAAGUCAAGCUGGUUGAAUGACAUCCCAGAAAGUGGAGUUUUGAUAGACUUUUACUUGUCAUUUGUUUGAUAAAUCACUAAGUCCAUCCAGGUUUCUAUGGCUGUACUAGAGCCACCUCUGUGGUGGUCUACCUUCACUCAAUAAAUCUGUACAAACACCUG